AUGUUGUCCACACCUCAGCCGUAUCCUACCGUUGCGAACAACGCACCGGCACCCGAUGACGCCCAGAUCGAGUCGCGCAUGCCCACCGUCUGCGUCGACUACCUCAGCCACCAGUGGACCGACGAAGAUGUGUGGAGCAGCUGGAAAGCCAUGACAAAGCAAAAGAACCAGAUCGCCAACGGUGUCAGGCUCGAAAAUGCAAGUUGGCGUACGUGGGCGAAACAGCGUGGCAAUCUCAAAACCAUCAGCCCAGAAACUCUCAACUGGCUCAAGGACAGCGAUGUAACAUGGUUGUAUGGUCCUCUCCACGAGCACGUUGAGUCUGUGCCGCCGCCCAAGCUCGCCACCACCGCCGACCGUCUUGAUCUGGACGACGGUCACCGCGUCCGCUCCAUUCUCAAGCACCGCACUAUCUCCGAUAUGCUAACAACGCCAGGAAACGCCGCUUCUCCCAGCCUCGAGCUCGAGACCAACCCCAUCGACGAACACAUGGAAGCGCAGGACCGCAAGGCGCAAGAAACAGCCCCGCAGCGUCAAGCCCUCUUUGCAGUCAAAUCGGAUUCCAACCUCGUCAGCAGGGCUGCCAAGCGCGUCGGCAGUUCUCCCAACGCCAUGCCUCUGGUGUCGGCGCAGAAGAAAAAGUCUCCCAGCAUUGCACGGGCCGACAGUGCGGGCUCAGAAGAAAAGCGUCACAUCAGCUUCAACCACCGUGUCGAACAGUGCAUCGCCCUGGACACACAGUAUCCAGACUACGACGACUACGACGAGGACGAAUUUGACGAAGAGGACGAGGAUGCCAGCAGCGAGGAAGAGGAGGUGCUCACAAUGAAGUCCAGCCCACGAACUUCGCCCGCCAUCUCUCACGCUUCUGCCUCGUCUUCCUCCAAGCCCUUGGAUUACGCAGCCACCAUUGCUAAGCUGGCACCCACUCGUCUCAAGACGUCCGAGGUGUAUCCCUCGCCCUCGCCCGCUGUAGUGGAUCCCACCGGCUUUCUCGCCACGCGCGCCAACAACGGUAGCACCGUGUCGACCUAUCCGGCGCAGUACGGCUACGCUCGUGCAGGCGUGCCCGCGAGUCACGGCGAUCCCACCGCGCGAGGUGUCCAGUGGGAUCUCGAAGACGACUUCAAUGGCGACUUUGACUAUUUCGACGGUCCUGACCUGGCAGACGGUUCGAGCGACCAUGCCAACUCGAAUGGGCCGGUUUUUAACACAGGCGACGCUGCGAGCAGCCCUGACGCUUCCCGAACCUACGGAAGCUUUUUUGACCACAGCGAGUCAGACAGGACUGACGGAUCCACAUCAUCCACGUCGCCUCAAGAUCUAGCCAAUGCAACGCCGGAGCAGUCGCAGGCCAGUGUUGCCCCAAGAGGUAUCCUCAAGCAUAGGAUUGUUCAUCAGACGCCCGCAGAAGACUAUGAAUCGCGGAGCUUAGAGGCUGAGGGCGAUUACGACGUGCUCGGUACCUCGCAUCAAGAGUCUCUGUCCUCGUCCUCGUUUGGCGACUCUUACGACUCGUCGCGUGGAGAAGACUCGCGCGAGAGAGGUCGCCCUUCGCAGCGCCUGGGCAGCUCGGCGAGUUACGAGCGCAUCCAGGAAGCGGCGCGGCAAGGACGCGUUCGCACCAACAGCGGCAACUCGACCGGACACUCGCCCACCAACUCGACGGCCGCCAAUGGAAGCUUUGAUCGGUAUUCUUCCGCUGCCGCUGCCGCCGCCUCCGCAUCCACCAGCCCCGCUUCUUCAACGUCGCCUGGCACCUCGCGGAGUAAUGCACGGAGUGGCGAUUCCUUUCGGACCGGCGGCGCCGCCUCCGCCACCAAAGACGGUGCGCGAGAUGGAGCUGAUGGCCUUCGAGCUGGAGAUGCAACAGCGCACGGAGGAAAGGCGCGUACGCUCGCGAAUCGGUCCCUGAACGAUUACGACUCAGAUGGACAAGGGUCGUACGGCUUGGCCAGCCCGCAUUUCCCAGCAAGCCCGCACCUAGACGCCAAGGAUGACGGCAGCAGCUCCAACCGGUCUUCGCAGGACCGCGAUGGCGAUCGCUACAUGUAUGGCGAGGAUCGAAGCUAUUGGUCGGACGAGAGGAAAGGAGGCGGUGGCAGCCGGACCUCUGCUGCUCGAGCCAAAUCGACGUCGUCAAACGCUGCCGCCUGUACCGAACUGAGCGUCGACGUCGAGAACAUCCCUAGCAACGCGCCGCCUGCCACCAAGACUACCAGCGUCACGAGCCCCGACGGUCCCGUGGAGGUGGGACCCACUCCGCUCAACACCCCUACCUUCAUCCUUGCGAGGGCCAGUAGGAAUCGUCGCUCGGGUUCUGGCAGUGGGGCCGAUAUCUCGGGUGGUGGACCUUCGAGCCCUACAUUGCCGCGAAGGACGAGUGCGACAGGUGCAUUGGUAGCGCCGCACAAUUCGGAGCCUCGCGUGCCACUAGCCCACGACUACGUCGAGGAAGAUGAGGGAGGCAUCAUCGGGCGUGCGGUGGAGAUUGUCAAUACGGCAAGAGAUCUGAUCGGUGCUUUGCUGGGCACGGGUGAUCGAGGCAGGUCUUGGCGUGAAGGCUAG
Messenger RNA from Sporisorium graminicola, 2568 nucleotides. RefSeq lists its product as uncharacterized. Gene Ontology annotation, biological process: cellular response to glucose starvation; protein catabolic process in the vacuole. The record is from RefSeq and is a predicted model, not a curated record. The coding region runs from base 1 to 2568 and encodes 855 amino acids. The transcript has 2 exons. Lineage: Eukaryota; Fungi; Basidiomycota; Ustilaginomycetes; Ustilaginales; Ustilaginaceae.